This is a messenger RNA of Arachis duranensis, 501 nucleotides long. RefSeq names its product protein FAR1-RELATED SEQUENCE 5-like. Lineage: Eukaryota; Viridiplantae; Streptophyta; Magnoliopsida; Fabales; Fabaceae. The transcript has a single exon. Bases 1 to 501 code for a protein of 166 amino acids. The record is from RefSeq and is a predicted model, not a curated record.
AUGUGUUUUGGAACCAUUGAAGAUGCAAAUCAAUUUUAUCAGAAUUAUGCCAAGCGCGUUGGUUUUGUUACUAAGAUAAGGUUUACCCGAAGAGUUGGUAAAAAUAAGGUUCCUAAGAAUCAAAUGAUCACUUGCAAUAGGAAGGGAAAACGCAAGUCUAGAGUUUCACCAAUAGAAAAGACCAACCCUAGAACCAAUUGCAAUUGCCCCGCAAGAAUUUCUAUUAGGUUGAAUAAAGAGGGUCUUUGGAUUAUAUUGAAGGUGUGUUUGGAUCAUUCACAUCUUUGUGAUCCAGAGAUGGCAAAACUGUUGACACGUAAUAGAGAGAUGAGUAUGCACAUGUGUCGAGUCAUUGAGAGGAAUGAUGAAGCAGGUGUGAGACCAAGCAAAUCAUAUCAAGUAUUGGUGGGUGAAGCGGGGGGUUUCUCUAAGAUAAACUUAAUGGAAAAAGAUGUUAAGAACUAUCUUAGCAGAAAGUUACGUAAUGUUACGCAAUGUUAA